Didymodactylos carnosus is the source of this 219-nucleotide messenger RNA. Lineage: Eukaryota; Metazoa; Rotifera; Eurotatoria; Philodinida; Philodinidae. The record is from the annotation of a GenBank genome assembly.
AUGGUAAAUUGUAGUUAUUGCCGCACACCAGCACCUGAAAUUUUUCAUUUUAUUGUUGAACAUGACGUUCUUCGAGGCUUACAAGGUGUUAGAAACACACAAGAUGAUAUUUUAGUUUAUGGUAUAAAUGAUGAUCACCAUAACGAAAAUUUAAUGGAAUUGAUCAAACGUUUGGAAGAAUUAGGUCUAACUGUGCAUGAUCCUGACUCGGUGUGUUAG